UAGUGAGCUCCUACCUGGGUGCCACGGGGGUAGGAAGGUUUCUGUUUGUUUUGUUCUGUUUCUGAGGGUCCUGUGCACUCCUCUUGUCCAUGUCAACGUGACUCGGUGUUUUUGCACACCCUGCUCUGUGGGGGAGUGCCCCAACGUGCCUGUCUUAUGUGGCCUCUAUGGACACACUGCUCAGCUGGCAGAGAGCAGGGAAGUUUUCUCGAGCACCCAAAAAGAGAAAGAGAAAACUACUUUUUCCUUCUGGGCUCCUUGCAGCACAAUAGAUCAGGAUAAGCUUCCACAUUCCCUCCCUGGAUUUCUGGAGUGGUUUCCAGGAACAAGUUAAACUUUCACCUUUAAAUGGAUGACCAUGUCACAAUCAGGAGGAAACAUCUCCAAAGACCCAUCUUUAGACUAAGAUGCUUAGUGAAGCAGCUGGAAAAAGGUGAUGUUAACAUCGUAGACUUAAAGAAGAAUAUUGAAUAUGCAGCAUCUGUGCUGGAAGCAGUUUAUAUCGAUGAAACAAGAAGACUGCUGGAUACUGAUGAUGAGCUCAGUGACAUUCAGUCGGAUUCGGUCCCAUUGGAAGUCCGGGACUGGUUGGCUUCUACCUUUACACGGAAAAUGGGGAUGAUGAAAAAGAAAUCUGAGGAAAAACCAAGAUUUCGGAGCAUUGUGCAUGCUGUUCAAGCUGGAAUUUUUGUGGAAAGAAUGUACAGAAAAUCCUAUCACAUGGUUGGGUUGACAUAUCCAGAAGCUGUCAUAGUAACAUUAAAGGAUGUUGAUAAAUGGUCUUUUGAUGUAUUUGCCUUGAAUGAAGCAAGUGGAGAACAUAGUCUGAAGUUUAUGAUUUAUGAACUAUUUACCAGAUAUGAUCUUAUCAACCGUUUCAAGAUUCCUGUUUGUUGCCUAAUUGCCUUUGCAGAAGCUUUAGAAGUUGGUUACAGCAAGUACAAAAAUCCGUAUCACAAUUUGAUUCAUGCAGCUGAUGUCACUCAAACUGUGCAUUACAUAAUGCUUCAUACAGGUAUCAUGCACUGGCUCACUGAACUGGAAAUUUUAGCAAUGGUCUUUGCUGCUGCCAUUCAUGAUUAUGAGCAUACGGGAACUACAAACAAUUUUCAUAUUCAGACAAGGUCAGAUGUUGCCAUUUUGUAUAAUGAUCGCUCUGUCCUUGAAAAUCACCAUGUGAGUGCAGCGUAUCGACUUAUGCAAGAAGAAGAAAUGAAUGUCCUGGUAAAUUUAUCCAAAGAUGACUGGAGGGAUCUUCGGAACCUAGUGAUUGAAAUGGUUUUGUCUACAGACAUGUCGGGUCACUUCCAGCAAAUUAAAAAUAUAAGAAACAGUUUGCAGCAGCCUGAAGGGCUUGACAAAGCCAAAACCAUGUCCCUGAUCCUCCAUGCAGCAGACAUCAGUCACCCAGCCAAAUCCUGGCAGCUGCACCACCGAUGGACCAUGGCCCUGAUGGAGGAGUUUUUCCUACAGGGAGAUAAAGAAGCUGAAUUAGGGCUUCCAUUUUCCCCACUUUGUGAUCGGAAGUCAACGAUGGUGGCGCAAUCCCAAAUAGGUUUCAUUGAUUUCAUAGUAGAGCCAACAUUUUCUCUUCUGACAGACUCAACAGAGAAAAUUAUUAUUCCUCUUAUAGAGGAAGACUCAAAAACCAAAACUCCUUCCUAUGGAGCAAGCAGACGAUCAAAUAUGAAAGGCACCAUGAAUGAUGGAACCUAUUCCCCAGACUACUCCCUUGCAAGCGUGGACCUGAAGAGCUUCAAAAACAACCUGGCGGACAUCAUCCAGCAGAACAAAGAGAGGUGGAAAGAAUUAGCUGCUCAAGGUGAGCCUGAUCUUCAUAAGAAUUCAGAAGAUCUAGUAAGUGCCGAAGAAAAACAUGCUGAGACACAUUCAUAGGUUUGAAACACCUUAAAGGCUUCUGUCAUUUUAAACAUGAGAGGAUAAUGAGAACAGCACUAAAAUAUCCUAAAUCCUCAAUUUUCCACAAACCUAUAUUCUCCUCUUUCAACACACACUUGGAAACAGGCCAUUUCAUGGACUCAUAUAAGAGAAGAACAUAAAUUCUGAACUAGUAAUUCUAGCCAAAUAAAUACACUCAAAGUUGCUACCAGAGAUUUUGGCCAGUGCUUCUGCCAUUGCUCUUCCUCCACAAUUUGGCCUUCUUCAAUCAAGCCAGAGAAAUUUUUAAGACAAAAAGUUGGACAGUUUUAAUUUUUCAUCAGUUUGAACCCAGUUACUGCAUAGGCAACUGUGCAAUAUGUGUGCAGAAGAUGAGGCAUUUUAAAAUUUGACUUUCUUGCUUUGUUUUAUACAGAGUGCUGUAACUACAGUAAAUUUUUCAAGAUGUUAAGUAAAAGGAAAGCAAAAACAAAAUUAUAGAAAAAUAUUUUUUGCAGCUCUGAGGCUAUUUAGAUUGUCCUUGUUAUUUUAAAUACAUGGGAACAAAGUGAGAGCCGGGGCUGCUCAGAAGCUGUGGUUGAAGCCCUAUAACAACAAUGGAGCAUCAGAGCCCUGGCUCUGUGACCUGAUGAACUCUUCAUUGUAGCUCUCAAGCUGGGAAACCACAGUGAAACCUGCCCCUGAAAGCAGUGGACCAGCCUGCCUCCAUCCCUGUGAUUUCAAAGCACUAAUGCAUCACCUACAUGGGCGUCAUCACAAUGCAAGUCACACAUUGCCUACGAUCCAAGAUGACAAGAACCUCCAGCCAUUGUUGGAGACAGACACUAGAACUGAGAAUGGAAUUUGCCUUCUGGGGUGUUGAUCCCAUCAGGAUGUAACAAAAUAUAUCACAGGCCAAGGGAUAAGUGACAAGAAGUGUGUGUGUGUGCGUGUCUGUGUGUGUAUUCAAAAAUGUCUAUGAAAAUGGAAUCCCACACUUUUCUGUACAGAUAAUGUUAUUUGACAUGAGUUUAUAAUUUUACCACACAGAAACAAACUGCAACCCUUGGAGACUCUGCUUCCUUGUCAUGUUUUGCCUGAGCAUGUGCAGAGCCUUGCCUUUGCUCCAAACUGAAGAGCUAUAUUUAUUUGUUAUUAGCUGACAAGAAAGGUCAAGCACAAGAUGGGACAGAAGCACAGUGGAAAGGACAGCUCUGUGAAGAAGGACAAUGUGAAUAAGGUAAUACCAGAGAAUAAUAAAGAAGCAAAGAGUGUCAAGUCAAGGUGAAGACCUAGAGAGUUUUAAUUAACUGAAUUAAGAGUAAUCGGUACAAUAUGUGUCACCUCUCAGGCUGUGUCUCUGUGAUGCUAAAGCAUCUGAUGAAAAUGUAGAAAUUUAUCUAGUCAGCAGAUACAUGACACUUAACUGAACUUUUUACUUUAAAUGUGAUUCCAUGAUAAGUUUUCACCUAAUAUCAAAAAGCUUUCAAAAGCCACAUUUUAAUUUUGAAAAUAAUUUAAUUUUGUAUAAUGUAGGUAUAAAACACAUAUUUCCUUUGGAAGCUACGUUAAGCCUUGUAUCUUCUGUUUAAUUGCUUUCCUAAAUAUCACAAAGUUUAUCCAUCCUUUAGUACAAGCCUUAAACUACAAUGAAAACAUAACAUUUUAGAGUCAAGAAACAAGCACCUAAUGAUGUCCCACGUUACAUACAUGCAAUUUCUUUGGAGGGAAUUCCAAAUACUUAAGAUACAAAUCCCAUGUAUGGACCAACAUGUAUAUUUAAAGCUCUUUUGGGGGCUAUUUGUCCUUUAGUAACAUUAAUAAAUUUCUAGGUUAUUUCCUUACCAGUUGUGAUGGUUGGAGAGCUUCCUUUGCAUCUCAAGCUGAUACCUUUUUAUCUCUGAUAAUUAAAGAUUCAAUUAUUUAGUUCUUAUUACAGUCUUACUACUGCAUUACAUUAUUUUCUGACAUUAUCUCUUUUACUCCCUGUAACUAACUGCUCUUUGAGGAUUUGUUAUCCCCAUCUAUGGAUGAGAAACCAUGGCAGAAGAAGCAGGCAUCAACAUCACUUGGAGGGUCUGUUAAACCGCAGAUGCUAAGCCCCACCUCUCAGAGAUUCUGAUGCGAUAAGUCCGGGGUAGAGCCUGAAGCGAUGCUGAUGCUAUUGGACUGGAGAUCUCACUUUGAGAACCACAGGCCUACAUCUUUCGCUACACCGCUCACUACUCCUGGAUCUCUGCUAUGCCUCUGCACAGGACGCCUCCUCUGCAUGGAUCUUGCGGCUCCCUUUGCCAUCUUUACCUGUCACUGUCCCCCCUUCCUCCAAGGACCUGAACACAUGCCAGCUCUCCCAGAAAGCCUCUUCACAUCACUCUGGUCAGAACUCUCAGAUCCUCUUUUCUGGACGAACGCAUCUCAUACCCCUCCAUGCUGGAAACUUGCAGCUCCCCAUGUCAUAUGUUUGCUGCCAGAUUUUAAGAUGCUGUUAUUUCUCAUUGAGUUCUUCUGUGGAAGACCUGAGGCAAGAAAUAUCUCACCCAAGGACUGAAUUUGGCCCUUAGUUCAGUUUCAGACUUUGUCGAAACAAAAACGGAGAGGAACUUUGAUAAUGUGGAAACUGUGUGAGAAGAGCAGAUGCAUCCACUAUAUGUGAUAUCAACCAGUUCCAAUAAACUACUUCCUAUGAAAACUUUAUUUAUACUGACAAUGAAAAUGGAUAGCUCAAGGAAUCUUCAUAAGGAAAUGAAGAUCCGAAGAAACAGAUCUGAGUCUAUUUGUGCUAGCAUUUAUGAAGUAUGGACAGCUGUGGAGGAAUAUGACAGGUUAAGGAGUGUAAGAUUUCACAUUUCAGUAACAUAGACAUUUUUAAUGAUUAAUAUAUCUGCUGGAGCUUUGAAGACUGGUUUUUGGAAUCAAAGACUUGGAAAACUAAGGACAUUUCUUCCCCCAUCCUCCUUCAGAGAAAUCAAAUGCUCAAAAUUACAUAUUCAGCGUACACAAUUGAAGAGAUACAAGAGCGAGCGGCCAGGAUGAUGAGAAAAGAUUGGGAAGAACUGGUGAUAUUUUAUCACAGAGAGGAGACCACUUAGGAGAUGACACCAGAGUGUUCUUCAGUAUCUGAACAGCUGUGCCAUAGGAAAGGAGAAUGGAGAACACAAUGGAAGAAUCCAGAAGCCAUUGUGUUUAUUUCCCCAUGUGUUUCUUGCUGUUACAAAAUUACACAGGAGAAAAAGAGGUCUAAAUGCUAAGAAGGAAAAGGAGUUCAAUGAGCAUCCAAUCAGUCACUCUGCUGGAGUCUUACAUACCUGGGUCACUAAACCUCACAACUCCACGAGAUAAAUACCUGGAUGGUGAAAUCUAGACUUCAAGAAGAUAAAUGAUUUGUUCAACUUUACAAGGAUAGUGUGGUUCUAAAAGAAGUUCUGACACAUCAUAGUCCCUCAAUAUAGACUGACUGACUGACCCACUGACUCACUGACUGACUGACCGACUGACUGAGUGAAUGAAGCAUAAAGUUCCAUUGUCAGGAGACCCCAACUCAUUUUCACUUUUAGCUUUUUGGAUGGUAACCUAGACUCACCUAUCAAGCUCUAGGAUUUAUUGUAGGUUUACAGUACCUACUAAUCUGGUUCAAACCAUCUUGGCAUUCCCUCUGAAGUAUUAAAGCAUAGUAAUCAUUCAGCCGCCUGCCACUGUUUCCUCAGCUAAAAUUGUCUGCACCACCCAGGAUUUGCAAAGGUUCUACUGCCUCCAGGGCUCAUCCCUUUUAUCCUCAAAGUAACUACAGAGUAAUGCAGUUGUGUUCAGACAAUUUUCCUUAAAUUAGGUUUAACUUAAUGCCAACAUUGAUUUGUCUAUAUGAGGGAGUCAAACAUUAAAAAAAUGGUAACCAAAUGUCCAACUUAUUAAACCAUUAAUCAUCCACUUCCCAUACUUGACUAUAGGUCUACCCACUUAUUUAUUUUAUAAUGAUAACGGCCACAAAGUUAUACGAGAAAGCCUUCUUUAAAGUAAAAUCACUCACUUGAGCAAACCUUGGAACGGGCUUUUCUCGGUCUUAUUUGAGUGUGGCAUUAACUAUUGCCAGGUGAAAGAUUUUGAUGAGUCAGGAGUAGGUGACGUCACAGAGCUGUUCUGCCGAACCUCUCUACAGGACCACAGAUUCCUUGGUCCCCAAAGCAGUUUACACUAACGUCAUCUUUCCAUUGGAUAACGGAUGGUUGAUUAAUUUGUGUUUUGAAUUUUUCUUUUUUCCUUUCAGCAAUGUUUGUUUGGUUAUAGAUGCAAUAAAUGCUGAGAUUAAUGUGUGAA
Molecule: messenger RNA, 6189 nt
Organism: Lagenorhynchus albirostris (white-beaked dolphin)
Lineage: Eukaryota; Metazoa; Chordata; Mammalia; Artiodactyla; Delphinidae
Gene: PDE1A
Product: phosphodiesterase 1A
Exons: 26
Coding region: 349-1896 (515 amino acids)
Biological process (GO): signal transduction
Molecular function (GO): 3',5'-cyclic-nucleotide phosphodiesterase activity
Source: RefSeq, a predicted model, not a curated record